UGACAUGCCACGAAAAAAUAAGUUCCUCGGAGUAAUAUAAUAAACCAGCUCACUUCCUCUGGCAAUCGCAGAAGUGGCGGAAGUACGUCAGUUUGCUUGACUCGGAGCAUUUACACUUCGCAGUGCGAUUUCUGACGAGCAAGAAGAGAGAGAAGCGGAGAUGUGAAUCAUCCGCUGUCUCUUUAAAGGCACUUAGCGAAGCUUCACGUAUUCCGACAAACACGCCGUCGUCUCUGCCUUCAGCCGCAGCGCGCGCGGGCAGCGUUGAGGAAUGGACGCCUGCAACUUACUCUCUUCUGGAUAACGAACUCUUUUCUUGCUUGGAUAUGGUUUGUUUCUGGUGGAUUGCGUGCUGAGGAAGGAUCUUUGGGGAUAUAUAUAAGAGCGUUGACGCGGACCGCGUUGUCUCGGAUGGUUUUGUGGCGUCUCUUCACGCUGAAACUUGCUGAUAGAAUAAGUUCCUAUUUUUAAAUUGCGCGACACACACGCGGAGGCUUAUUUAUGCUGUUUCUGACACAGUGGCUCAUGGAUUGGGUGGAAAUUAAAGCUGGGCCGGCGACAUGAGUCCAGAGCGCGGUCUGCAGUAUGUACACAAGCUGAUGUUAUUGUAUAGCGUUGCAACAAAGUUGCCGUGCGCGUGGAAUUCAACAAGAAUGUUUCCGUUAAACUGGAAAAAAAGAAAUGGGAGGAGAUUGUGGUGAAACGACAGAAAGAGACCAAGGAGAGCGUGACCCCUGACAUAGACGAGACCGACUUUGCCAAUCUGGCCACCAGCAUGGGCCGAGAGCACGAUCGGGUGAAAGAUCGACUGCUGAAGAACACGUACUCCAAGAAGAACAAACGAUCGGUGAGUCUUCUGAGCCAGGCUGUGAAGAAAAUAGAGGAGACAGAGGUGAAUGCAGCACAGAGGAGCAGCUCUAAAGAUCGACUCAGUGAGAGCUCCACUCAUUCUCUGUCAGGACGAGGGUACUCGUGUGACAGCGAGAGUGACAUCGAUGACAAGGCAUCCGAUGUAGGAUCAGAGAAGCUUUUCUCGCCUACUGCACCUAAAGUUACGCCAACGAAUGAGAGUCUCGGGACCAAAACUUCCAGCUCGACCAAAGUGUCUGGCCUUCAGCGUAGCCAGGAACAGAGUAACGACGUUUCGUUUGUCCCGCCCAUCUCCAGCCCGACUCCUGCGUCGCCCCCUACGGGGUCUCCUGCCCCUGCUGCGGCGGCAGCCCCCCCGCCUAGACCCCAUCCGACCUCCCCAAGCCCUCUCUCUAUCAAGAAGGAGUCUUUGCCCCCUAUUCCCACUCCUCCCCUGCUGAGGAACCUAUCGCAUUCACUGGAGCACAGACUUCCGCCCCCAUUGCACCACAGCCGGCCAAUCAGCAGUCAUCAUCAUCAUCCUUUGCCAUACAGCAGUCUUCACGACAUCAGCGCCAACCCUUCAACUCUUCCUCCUAAACACCACCUGCCUCACUCCGCUCAUCACCUCAGUGGUCAUCUAUCAUCUCCUGCUCCUCCUCUUCCUCUCUCCAUCACCGGACUGCCCUCCUCCCACUACUCCCUUCACUCGCCUUCUCACCUCUCUAGCCAUCCGGCCAUGUUUGCCACCCCUGCUACACUGCCUCCUCCGCCCACCCUACCGACCAACAGCCUGGUGGUGCCAGGACACCCUGCAGGACCACCUUAUCCAGAGCAUGAUCUUCUGAGGCAGGAGCUGAACAACCGCUUCCUGGUUCAGAGCUCGGAGCGAGGCCGGGGGACGGCGCCAGGGGCCACAGGGUCGCCGUUGGCCCCUGUGUCGCUCCUCCGGGCCGAAUUUCACCAACAUCAGCAUAUGCACCAGCACCAACACACGCAUCAGCACACCUUCACGCCUUUCCCUGCCAGUCUGCCCCCGGCAGCCAUCAUUGGGCCGCCCACUGCACCUCCCAUGGUGCGUACCCCAGCCAGAAAUUUCGACAAAUACGCCCCGAAGCUGGACAAUCCGUUCUUGAGACAUUCAAAUUUUUUUCCCUCCUACCCGCCAACAAUGCCAGGAAUGCCUCCGUUGCUUCCACAUUCAGGGCCCUUCAGUUCACUGCAAGGUGCCUUCCAGCCAAAGGCCUCAAACCCUAUUGAUGUUGCAGCACGACCAGGAACAGUCCCACACACUCUCCUUCAGAAGGACCCAAGGAUAACAGAUCCUUUUAGGACUUCAGUAAGAAAGCCAGGUAAAUGGUGCGCAGUACAUGUUCAAAUCGCCUGGCAGAUCUACCAUCAUCAGCAGAAGAUGAAACAGAUGCACUUGGACCCACAUAAACUGGACAUGAAUGGAAAACUUGAUCUGUUCAGCCGUCCUCCUGCUCCAGGUGUAUUCCCUGGGUUCCCCUACCCUCAUGAUCUGGCCAGGCCCCUCUUCUCAUCAACAGGAUCAGGACAUCCAGCUGCUUCACCCUACGGACCAUCUCCUCACCAUGCUGGCUUCCUGCCUCCUAGCCAUUUGGCAGAUCCAUUCAGUCGCUCCAGUACCUUUGGCGGCCUCAGCAACCUUUCAAGCAGUGCCUUCGGUGGAUUAGGCAACCCAGCCCUCGGGGCCAACAGUGUGUUUGGACCAAAAGAGGGUCCAGGACUGCCGGGACUCAGCAGUCCUCAUCAUGACACCUGGAAUCGGCUGCACCGGACACCACCAUCCUUCCCGACCCCUCCACAGUGGCCCAAAUCUGUAGAUGCAGAGAGAAGCAGCUCAGCAAACAGCCACGACAGAGAGAGGGACCGGGAGCGGGAGAAAGAAAAAGAACGGGAGAGAGAAAAAAGGGACUCUUCAGUUGGGAAAGAAGAGAAGGAUAAAGACAGAGACUCUUUAGAUCGUAAUAGGCAUUCAAACCGCUCCUCUCCUGCUUCUGCUCCGGUUAGCUACCAGAUCAGCAGCCUGAUCCGCUCAAACAGCCAGAACUCAACAGACUCCGGGAGACAUCGCAGUGGCAGUGCUGACCGCAACCGCGAACCUGAAAAAGAACUGUUGGAUCGCCAGCGAGAUGCAGUCAUUUUAGGAGAUGUUAAAGUGAAGGAAAGUCGUUCUCCAGGGAAAGAGAUAACAGACAGACGUUCCUCAGAUGACUCUCUCAAAUCCAUUCACAGGUCUCCCUCUCCGUACUCGAAAAACAUCCUUAGCGAUACAGGAAUCAAGAUGGGUAUUCCACAACCGCUACCGAUUAAAGAAAAUGAGAGAGAUAGGAAGGAAACCAGCUCAGGAGAUCUGCUUCACAAGGUGAAGAAUGACAUGAAGAUCAAGGAGGAACACAAGGAAGACCAGGAUGUUAUGGUGGUUGGAUCCGAAGCUGCCCCUAAGCCUCAAAUCUCUCUACCUUCUCAUCAAACCACCCCGAUUGUUCAUCCCCAUCCUGCACUAUCCCAUCAGCCUCCUCCACCAUCUCCUCGCUGCAGUGACCCUCCGUCAAUUCAUGGAGUCCCCAUGCCCCACUCUCUGCCGCUCACACUGAGUGCCAUGCAUCAAAUGGGAAGUCUGAAUGCACUUGAACGCACCCGCAUGGCACCUUUCAUGGGAGUCAGUCCUCUUGCAGCAGGUCGAGACCGCCUUCCUCACCCAGCAUUCUCCUGGGAUCCUCUUCGGGAAGCUUACAGAAACCUUGACCUGCAGAGGCGCAUGGACUUCCAGCUUCGCUCUGAGCCUGGACAUCGCUUUCCUGGUGUCUAUGAUCCAGAACGGCCCUAUCGGGAUCGAGAGCCACAUGAGUACUCUCACCACGAACAUCUGCUGGAAGUUCGACGAGAACAAGAAAGACUGAGGCAACAAGCUGAAGAAAGGGAACGGUUGCAUUUACGAGAAGAACUUGAUCGGGCCAGGCUUCACCAACUUCAUCAAUCACCCAUCGAAGGACACUUACCCCACAUGCCACCAUUUAUGUCACACCUCGGUGGGAUGCCUUACCCAAGGCUUAGCCCUUCAACAGGACAUAAUGGACUUCUUAACCGAACACCACCAACAGCAGCACUAAGUGCCCCUCCACCUCUGGUACCCUCUGGUGCUGCCAGACCGGCAUCUCCAAGACGGACUACGCCAAUCACCACCCAGGACCCUCGGGAAUACUCACCAUCACGCAACCCCAAGGAAGUGGAGGCACGGUAACACACUAGGAAGGAAAAUGCCUCACUUAAGUUGGACACAGGCAACAUGCACUUAUUUUCACACAAAGUAGAGUAAAUGAUAUGUCAUGUGUAAUUUGUACAAAGAUUUGUAUCUUGAAACAAGCACAUCAACUGGCUUUUUUAAUUGAUUGGAUUAGGAGCAAAAAGGAGUUGGUAGCUUCAGCUCUUGCUAGCUCCAAACAUAAAACAAAAUACCAACCAGAAAUUUGAUAUUAAUAUAUUAAUCUAAUGCCUUUUCAGUUUUUCAUGUGAAAAGACAUUCAAAAAUUUGUUUGUACAUUUCCUAUCCUUCAUGUACAGACAUGUUUUUUUUAUGUAUUUGCGUUAAGUUUCAUUCGUUCCUUGCCUUGUAUUUAUCCUAGUGAGCUGCUGGAUAUGGAUGUCUACAGUACAUAUCUGAAUUGGUAUGAUCUCACUGUUUGACAGCUGAUUUGCUCUAUGGUACCUGGAAAUAUUCAGUGCUGACCAUGUACAAAGUUACAUUUUUUUUUUUUUUUUUUUUGCUUGAUUUAUUUUGAGAUAUGCAGACAAAUAUGUAUUACAAUGUUCUUGUUUGUUUUAUGUAAAGUUUAAAGAUAUUGUAAAUAUCUUGUUGAUAUUACUUGGAGCGAAAUGACAUUGUACAUUUGUUAGGCUUUUUAAAUGUUUCUAAAAAACAUUGAAAUGAAACAGAACCACUUCCAGGUUGAAAACCAUGGUGACGGAACUGUCCAAUCAGAGGAGAAGACUCAGUUGCGGGUGUGGUCAUGGUGAUGCAAUCUAUGCAAAGAGGAUUAAGAGAGUUCUGAAUGGAUGGUUAUCAAAAUGGAGUUCUAAAAGGAGAACCUGGAUAACUGUUAUUCAUUUGUCCAAUGAAGAGCCAAUGAAACAAACCGCUAUUAACUUCCGGGUCAUAAAGGAACUGCUUUAGCAGUAAACAGUUCUCCAGCCACAAAAACCUGGACAUCUGACAAACGUAUUGGAAUGGUUUGGGUGGCAAUAGACUCUUUCUGUCGACCUUGUGGUGUUGUGCAGUUGUUUUUCUUAGACUCUUGUAUACAAAACGAGUAGAGCUUUAGGCGUGAAAAAAAUGAACAUUCAUGGUUUAAAAAAUGUAUGGAAUAAAGGUUGGACCUUAUAUCUGCA
This is a messenger RNA of Danio rerio (zebrafish), 5262 nucleotides long. The record is from RefSeq and is a predicted model, not a curated record. NCBI's taxonomy places the organism in Eukaryota, Metazoa, Chordata, Actinopteri, Cypriniformes, Danionidae.